GCUACCAGCGAGGUCAGUCAUCAUUUUUCUGAAUUCUACGGUUAGGGUUUCUCUGAUUUGAGGAUUUAGGAAUUGGGGAUAUAUGAUUCGAGCUAGAUCUUCUCUCAGCCGCAAUGUACAUUCUAUUUCUUAGGGCUUAAAGACCCUUUACGACUCGGAUUGGGAAGGGUUAGCUGAUGGAGCAGCACCUCCACGUUGUAAAUGUGGAGCCAUUGCCGCAAAGUUUGUAGGUUGGGAAGGAUAUGAGACAGGAAGGAUAUUUUUGGGAUGUGCAGGGCAGUUUGGGGAAAGAUGUGAUUAUGUUAAAUGGGUAGAUGGAGAUUGGCCAUCAUCACUGCAGAAAGCUAUUGGAAAAUUAUGGGAGAUGUAUGGAGAAGCCAAACAAGGAAGAGUUAGUGAUGCUCUGUACUGUAUGGAGGAAAAGUUCAAGUUUAGGGAUGAAAUAACCAAGCUCCACCGUGAUCUGAAGAUUGUCCAAGAAGAAGUGAACAAGACUGUGAAUGAGAAGCAGAUCACACUUGCUCUGAAGGCAAAGGCUGAACAAGCACUCAUUGAUGCAAGGGCAGAACUGGAGGAGAAGAAAAAGCUGGAUGCUGCAGCUAGUAACAUGCAUAAGGUGUUGAGGAUCAAGGCAGAGAAGGACAGGGAUAAAAUCAAGGAAGAGAAGAGAAAAUUGGAGUUAAUGAUUGCAGAUUUGGUCAAGCAGAAAGAAGGUACCAGGGCAAAGCUGAGGAAGAUUAAAGAAUUAUGUGAUGAGUAGUAUUUCCAUUAUAAGAGAAGUAGUUGUAUUAUUUGUUUCAAACUAUUGUUCAAUUAUGAGUGUUUCAAAUUAUGAGGUGUAAUGAAUUAUUAGUGAUCUGUUAAGUGAAUUGUUGGCUAUUUCAAUGAAGUGAAGUGAUUUGCUGAGUUUAUAUUUGUUUGUAAAGGUGUCGACUUGAUGUCGAGACCCUUUUUGUUUAAAAGGAAAUUUGAACAACAUCUCCCUUGUUUUUACUCCCUCCGUUCCAAAUUAGUUGACUUGAAUUUCACAAUAAUUGAACACCACAGUACUGCAAGUAAUAUAUAACUGUCACAAGUCUUUCACAAAAUAACAGGCAUAAC
This is a messenger RNA of Triticum aestivum (bread wheat), 1101 nucleotides long. RefSeq lists its product as uncharacterized. Bases 365 to 760 code for a protein of 131 amino acids. The transcript has 2 exons. The record is from RefSeq and is a predicted model, not a curated record. NCBI's taxonomy places the organism in Eukaryota, Viridiplantae, Streptophyta, Magnoliopsida, Poales, Poaceae.